AUGGUUAAAGAUGAGCCCACUGACGCCCAAAGCGAUGCCCGCUCCUUCCUGACUGAGGAGAUGAUUGCAGAAUUCAAGGCUGCUUUCGACAUGUUCGACACCGAUGGUGGCGGUGACAUCAGCACCAAGGAGUUGGGACAGGUGAUGAGAAUGCUGGGCCAAAACCCGUCAAGGGAGGAGUUGGAUGCCAUCAUUGAGGAGGUGGAUGAGGAUGGCAGCGGUACCAUUGACUUUGAGGAGUUCUUGGUCAUGAUGGUGCAACAGUUAAAGGAGGACCAGGCCGGAAAGAGUGAAGAAGAACUUUCGGAAUGCUUCCGUAUUUUUGACAAGAACGGAGAUGGUUUCAUCGACCGGGAGGAGUUUGGAGACAUUCUCCAUCUCACCGGAGAACCAGUCGUAGAAGAAGAUAUUGAUGAACUGUUUGGAGAAUCUGACAAUAACAAGGACGGAAAGAUUGAUUUUGAUGAGUUUCUGAAAAUGAUGGAGAACGUCCAGUAA
Molecule: messenger RNA, 498 nt
Organism: Scomber japonicus (chub mackerel)
Lineage: Eukaryota; Metazoa; Chordata; Actinopteri; Scombriformes; Scombridae
Gene: tnnc2.1
Product: troponin C2, fast skeletal type, tandem duplicate 1
Exons: 6
Coding region: 1-498 (165 amino acids)
Molecular function (GO): calcium ion binding; enzyme regulator activity
Source: RefSeq, a predicted model, not a curated record